This is a messenger RNA of Myxocyprinus asiaticus (Chinese sucker), 3780 nucleotides long. RefSeq names its product coiled-coil domain containing 142 (gene ccdc142). Lineage: Eukaryota; Metazoa; Chordata; Actinopteri; Cypriniformes; Catostomidae. The transcript has 14 exons. The record is from RefSeq and is a predicted model, not a curated record. Bases 419 to 3448 code for a protein of 1009 amino acids.
AUCUGGUAUACAGUGUGUUCUUAACUGAGGAGGAUUAUCUAACAAACUAACCACCAACAUACCCUUUAAAAUAGGUGUUUUCCAGUAAUAGAGAUCGACUGCGGGCUCCGUCAUGUGCACUGAUGAGUGACUGUCACUAACCUGUUAUUAUUAGCAGACUAACAGCACCACCACUACAUGGAUACUGGAUAGUUAACAACAGUUAGCCUGUUAGCAUCUGUGUAAUAUGAUGGAGGACACAGACAGAGGGAUAGACUUCCAAACUAAAUACUGGAUUAAAUCACGACCAGGACGGUUUCAUUUGGUUUCUUAACAGUGUUGCUAACAAAACAUGUCAAGAAUAUGACAUGUGUAUAUACAUUUGAUGGCUGCCAGUGCCAAUACACACUAAGUUUGACAACUACCAACUACCAUAGUAAUGAGAUCUGCGAAAAUGAAUGGUUUAAGGUUGGAGAUGGCUCACUCUUCAGGAAGUUCUCAAGAGGGACAGACUGAUAACAAUCCAAACAAACACACACAAGCAGACAAGACAGAAACACCUGUCGCUGUCAGGCCUGAUCCUCAACUUUCUGAUAAUGGACAGAGAAGGCAAAGUGACUGUUCAGAUGUACUUCCUGAGGAAUAUAAUUCAAAUGAUAAAUGUGAUGCUUCCUGGUACCAGGGCCCUUUCACCAAAUCUCUGCAGAAGGCAGAGGCUCUGUUCCGGACCCGUUUUAACCCCAUGUGGCUCAUGAGGCAGAAGACCAAAGAUGGCAGCUGGGACUCUGAGAUGGACAGCAUCACUUCCUGUUCCUCUAGGCGUAUCCAGCACCUUGGGCAAACUUUACAAAGCCUCAGAUCUCAGUGCCACAUCCUGCAAGAUCCUGCGUCGGGAGGCAUGCUGUUUGGCUGUGUUACAGGUCCGUCUUCCUCUGUGGAGGGCGAAUUUUACCACCAGCCUCAGAUGGCAACCCUCAGCCAGCAUUACUGCCAGCUACAACACCUGAUGGAGCAGCGAGCCAAGCUGAUCUUUCUCCACGAAUACGCCCAGCGCUUGCAAGUAGCCACCUGUUUUGUGGGUCAACUGGACAUGGUGUUGGAGAGGACACAUCUGCUCUUGGCAGACAAGGGUCAUGUUGCGGAGCAGCCCAACUCUAUGUGGAACCUCGGCCUUAGAUCCUUGUGCCAGGAGUUACAAGUUCACCUUAACCAUUGGGACAUGCUCUGGGCCAAAGCUCGCUCCGACCCCUUGCUUCGCCGAGUUCUCUUCAGCUGUGUGGCGACCCUUGCUUCCAUGCGGCAAACUCUCCAGGUGCUGGGCUUCCAGGCCUUGCAGUUAAUGGAGCGUUGUAUUUACACCGCUUUCUCUGCUCUAGCCUUAGCUCAGUUGGAUCGCGUGCCUAGAGAUGCUUUAGUCGAUCUUCUGUGUGCGGUUGAGCUGUACAACCAGGUUGUCGAAGACAGGAGGGGUAGUGGUAGAACAUCUCCCUGGAGCUCACAGAUUGUCUUUAGGCCAGACUGUUUGCAGUUUGUCUCUAGUUUUUUUCGGAAUGGUGUCAGUCCUAAAACAUUCCCAGUUGAGCAGCUAAUGAUGAUUGUAGCUCAGAGUCAAGCACAAAAAGCAGCUGAGCAACUUUACACAUGGACUUCACAGCAAAGUAACCUCCUCUAUGUUGCGAACAGCCCCAGCGAGCCGAGGGGUCAUUUGGAAUGCCCUAAACUCUAUAGUCACACAUCACCCACAAUUAAUAUACAUACAGUACAACUCAAACAUCAGGCUGAUGCUGGUGAGCUGCCCAAAAAGCCCCUUCACACCCUCUGGUCCUCGAAUCUUCUGUUCUCUUCGUUUAUUUCUCGAGACAGAGAGUGUCUCGAUACUCUCUUUCAAGCCCUGGUGACCUCAACGAAUCUUUUGGCUCCACAUAUUCCCAUUGAAGAAGAAGAAAGGCUACUGAACAGACCCAGAAUGACCUCCAGGACAAACAAUGUGGUCCCAAAUGAUGUCAGGAAGUCGGAAGCAUGCGCGAAGCUCUUCACUCAUUAUAAGCAAAUGCUAUGGAGAGAAUUUGCUAAAGCAGCUGUAAAACACUUUUAUUACCAGCCAAACAACAGCACUCUGGGUAGCAUCAACCAGUGGAAUGAUGAAAUGGUGCUUCUUUUGGUCACAUGGCUCAGACACUCUUAUACUGAAGAUCACAUCCCUGAAGAAUGUAAAGAAAGUUUAAGCAAUUUCUGCUCUUAUAUUUUGUCUACUGCUGCCUUCACACAGUGGGACGAAAUGAUGUGUUUGUCACUGGGCUCAGGCUUGAAAGAGAAGUGUGUUCCUGCAGUUAAGCAGGAAAGAUCUGCAGUGAGAACUGUAACUAUGGAUCACAUCCUGCAGCUUUUCCCUCCUCUCCAUACUGUUCUUCAGUUUCUACAACACCCAGACAUGGAGUCAGGUGACGGUGGAUCCAAUAGCCUUCUGGGAUUGUUGUGUAGGUCUGUUGCUACUGUUCAGUCCUCAACCUUCUGGGUCAUGAGUAAAGCUUACCAAUUUCUGGCCUCCUGGUCCCUCAGCAAGUUCCUGUUGGUCACACAAGGAGAUCUUAAGGAUCUCAAGGACUCAGUGGAGAGCCUGGUCCAGCUGACUGGAGCUGUCAGCAGAGAUUCAGUUCAUCCUCUGAUAAUUCAUCAGACAGCAUCACUCUCUCAGGCAGUCAUGGAUCUACAAGCAUUCUCUGAUCUCGUCUUGAGGAUGUUUUCUUUGGACUGUAAGAGAAUGUCUGUGGAGAUCUUUGAACAAACCAUGCCAUCAGCCAAGCACUGGAGGAUCAAUUACAAAACAGAGUUGCCCAGUAGCCCUAGUGAUUAUGCAGCAUGUGCAGCCCAGAGUGUGAUUGGUCAGGUGCUGAACAGUGUGCAGCCUCUGCCUGAUGAUGCUCGUAUCCCUGCGCUAACUGAGGCCAUGACUGCCUUCAUGGAGGCCUGGAUGGAGCACAUCCUCAAACAGAAAAUCAAGUUUAGUAUUCAGGGAGCUCUGCAGCUGAAGCAGGACUUUGAUCUGAUUCGAGAUCUCAUUCGUUCAGAGGAGUACAGUCUGUCAGAGGAGCUGCAUCAGAAGCUGUUGUCACUGCGUGUCUUUCAUCAGGUGGAUAAUGCUAUAGUGUGUCUGCUGCAGCAGCCUAUGGCCAAACCAUACCUGCCCUCCCGUGGCUGGGAGCCCUUUAGACACUGCUGUCCAAACGGUUCUCAGGUGAUGGAUCAGGCUGCAGGCAGUCUAAAUAACCUGGAGAGUAUGGACAUACAGGCAGCAUGCCAUCAGGCCCUGACCCAAGCCGAGAGCUCCAUGGCCCCUGAACUGCUCACCUCCACCGCACCUGAGUCUUACCUGGCUGUAGCUCAGCAGGAAUGGCUGGAUCUGAGAAUACACAGCGGAUCCCGCUGGAAGCUCCCAGUUCUGCAGUGUUUCACAAAAUCGGAACCCUAAUCAGAAUGACCAGAGAGGAUAUAUCUGUCUUUACUUGUUGACUUUCACAAAGACUACCUUGAUUUUACAUUCAUAUCAGCUGUGUUGUUUAGUUUGUUUAUAAGAACGGGAUGGUCACCAUAAUUGGCCAACAAACAGUGCAAAUUUCUUGCCAGACAUUCUUGCCAGUAAUAAAGUAACCUAGUAUGUGAAGCUCUGUGCUGAUUUUACAGUUGUAGCAAUUGUAUUUUCUGUGAAAAGCAAUGUAUCAUCAAGAUACACAAUUGUGUCAUUGUUAAUGCCUUUUUGAAUAAACACUGAAAAUAACAAAAUGUUUUAGAUAUACACAUUUA